GUCACUCCCCACUCAAGCAAUAAAAUCAAAUGAGAGCAACUAAAACCUCGCAAAGAAUUGAAUUUUCUUGCCACUCUAAGGGAAAUUCAAUUGGCAAUCAUAGGGAUUACACAAAUCUCUGAGCUUAUGUCUAGAGUAACUACCAUUUGCAGGCAGACACUUAGCACCGGUCCUCCAAUAGAUGUUCGACUAGGUAUCUUGAGGAGCAACUAGAUGUCGAAGACCAAUAGUGAGUGGCAUACUUCACAACAUAUCCUGUAGCACAACCUCAAUAAGGAUGAACAUUAUCAAUGAAGUUGAGUUUAUGGAGCCCAGAUGGAGGAGGAUACUAGAUUGGAGGCACCAUGGAGAGGAUUAGAGAUGGAUGAGUAGUGAAAAACUAUAGGGUGUGUGAAACUCACAUAUCACAGGAUAGAAUAUGCCUCUCAGCGGCGGACUGGUGACUCGCUAAAACACAACUUCUAACAAUGACCAAGUGUAACCAAUGAAAGAGACGACAAUAUAGUGAUGCAGGUAAUAAAUAUUGAAUCCACGAGGUCUCCAGAUUUACUAUUACUCAGCUUCGAUUUGUUAUCUAGCAAAUUAGACCAAUGUUUGAUUAGCUAAACUACUACUACAAGCCACUCUAGGUUAGACUACUAAUUACAGGUUGGAAACUCACUUAGGUAUGAUUACCCAUAGCCACUAGCCAGAUUAAUGAUUGAUGAUCUCUAACAUAUUUUGCUUUCUUUCAUAGCGUGGAUAAUCAUUGACUAGACCUUGAAUCUCGACUGAAGAAGUCAAGGCCCUCUAGAGUCAAUUGCCUAGAGGGGCAUAUCCUUCUCUAGAACAACCGAUCAACACGUUAUGAACUAGAAUCCCUCUAUCAGAUGAGGUUCUCAAUCAAUCUAAAGAAUUGAAUCGACCCUCAACUAAAGCAAUCGAUGCAAUACUAUCAAUCUAUGGUUCUCUAUUGACUUAAUCAGGUUCAUAGGAUCAAAGCAGAAUCAAUAAUCUUGACUCAAGCUGAAUUGAAUCAUGAACUCAAGAUUAUCAUAUAAGAGUACUCAUACAACCAUCCAAUCAAACAAAUAUGGAUAGGGUUCCUCAAAACUUAAGUGAAAGGAAGUUACUACAUAGAGAAGAGACAGACAACAGUAAGAAUCUGCAAAUGAUCAGUCUUGAAGUCUGAGCUUGUUUCUAGAGAUUCCAAGGCUCCAAAAAUGCCCUCAAAUCGUCCUCUCACUCUUUGGUUCAUCCUUUGGGUGUUUGGGGUCCAAAACCAAGCUCCCCCCCCCCUCCAAAAAUGCAUAAAACGGGCCUUAUCCUUGGCCUUAUUCUUGAAAUGGAUUUAGCGACCAAGGAUCAUCAAAAUGGCGCUAGUCACUUUUCUGCGCAAAAGGGGAAUUUCCCGAUCAGAUUUUUCAGAUCUCCUAUCGGGGAAUUGGCACCUCUUGAACGGGGAGUCUUCUGAUCGAAAUCCCCUAUCAUAUUUCCUAAUCCCUUAUCGGAGAAUAGGAUCCUCAUGACCGGGGAUUUCACAAUUUCAGGUCUCCUGUCUUUGUUUCUUCAUUUCUCCCUCAUCCGAACUCCAAAUCAGGUGUCGUUUGAUCUGAGAUGCUCGUAAUCCCGUCCUCUUUUUUCAUGACAAUACAUGACUAUUUUCCAUAAAAUAAGGUAGAAAUACAUUCUUCCGACUAUUCAUGCCCGAGUUUCUUCCCCCGAUUCGCCAAUUGAUCUCCGAUUGACUUGAAACUUGCGCCUAUGCUUCACUUUACGAGCUAGGACUUGAAAUGUGACAAAGUAACACAACCUAGCAUAAAAUAGACCAAAAUAUUUAUACACAUGGUGCUAUCAAACUCCCCCACACUUAAUCAUUUGCUUGUCCCCAAGCAAACCCGACUCAAUCCAAUGCAACUCACUAGACCCUUAUAGUAACAUGCAACCCGAUCGUCGGAAAAGGACUUUCUAGGUAAUUUAGCAUCUUACAAGGUCAACUAAUACAAAGACACCUCAUAGCCCCUUCGUCGGGAACUCUAGUCCCGAGUCGGGAUCAUUCUAAACACUGAACUUAGGAUAAACGAUUUGUGGACGAAGAGACUCUAGACACAAACAUAACCAUGGACUCAUCUUUUCAGGUGCUCUUUUCCUAUCAUUAGAUUUGCUAGAACCCCUUUUAUUUUAUUUUAUUUUCCUUUCAUUUCAUUUUUUUCCCGGCGUGGUUCCAACCUACAGUUCCCAAGGUUCGACUCUUAUAGGUUGAGCAAGAGUAAUUUCAGUAUCAUUGUCACUUGUCAGAGUACUUCUUUUAACUCCUUUACCACAACUCGUGUGGAGGGUCAAUGAAAUUAAAGAGGGUUGGAAGUUCUAUCCUUGCCCUUAAAAAUACAUUCGCGUAGAACUUUUACUCGUACUAGAGAGGAAAUAGUUUCACCUUGUAGGAGUACCCCACUAAGGCUCAACUAGUGUCUCUUCCAAAACCUGAUUUAGUGCAAUGAACGACGUCACACACGUUGGGCUUACCCCAUGAUUCAAAUUUUUACAUGGAGGACCAACUAGUUCUUAUUAGACAAAUGCAGAGCACCCAAAACAACACACGAGUCUGAAACACCACGAGAGAGUCAUCUAUACCACAUGAUUCGAGUGUCCUAAAAUCACUAGUUUACACAAACAACCAACACAAUAUGAAGAAGAAAGGAGACUUCUCAACGCAUCAACAUCCUCCAUAGUGCUACACUAACCUCCCUAGGCUGCAUAUUACUCUAAAGACUGGUGAUUUAAAGCAUACUGAGUAGGCAAUUUGCAAGGGGAUAAUACACUUGGAGCUCUCAAAUUUAAAAGUUUGGACAGUGGACUAGGCUCCAAGCACAACAUACAACCAAACAUUCACACACAAACACAAUGGACCCCCCCCCCCCAACUUAAGCAUGUCAUUGUCCUAAAUGAAGGAGAUAUAAGGAGGGUAGAACGAAGUUACUAGAUCAAGUGUGAAUGAUGGUGGACGGGGCAGGCUGUGCAUUCCAGAGAAGGGGAGAGAGCAGUCGGAACACAAACGCCACACAAAAUCUCACAAAGGUUGAGUUAUUGACUCUAAAAUCAAAGAACAAAAAUGACUCAAUUGAAGAGAAAUAGGGAAAGAAAUGCAAACUAACAGGUUAAGUUGCCUCCCAACAAGAGCUUCUUUCACGUCGUGAGCUGGACGGUGGAUCCUAAGUUUUGGUCCACCCCAAAACCUCCUUAAAGUUGAGGUUCUCGUUGAUGAGGUGGAGUGAGAAGUCAUGAGUAGGUGGUAUGGCAUGCAAUGUAGUCAAAAUCGUGCUUUAAAACUUAAAAACUUACGCUUUUACGCUUUUAGGGCACCAAAACGCUUCUACGCAAAAACUCAGUUUUUAUAACUAAUGUAGUUAAAAACACCCUUUAAACCUUAAAAAUUUACAAUUUUACGUUUCUAGAUCACCAAAACACUUCUACGUAGAAACACACUUUUGACUACAUUGAUGUCAUGUGAUAAAGAUGGAUCGUGCACUCGAGGAAGAUGAAGUCUCCACACGCGAGACCUCUCUUUCGUUUCUUCUCUUAUCUCAUUGCCCCAAACUAGGUAUGACAACAUUGAUUGAACACCAUCACAUCUACCAAGAGGGAUCAAUGACUGUGUGGCCUUGGUAUGAUAAAGAGACAAUGCAAGUAGGUCUCUGCCAAGCAACUCCUCGAAGUUUGGUGGAGAUAUCACAUGAAACUCAUGGCCGGUGCAAGCCUCUUCCACCUCAACUACGUGCUCGGCCUGGAUGCCAAUUUCUUCUUCAACCCUCAUUCCUUCUUCAAAAUGUUGUCUCUUUUCUUGGAAAAGAUCAAGAACUCUUUCUGCUUCACUUUGUCAUCCUCCACAACUUCUUCCCUCACCCUUUCUCGCUCUUCUCCUUCCAGCACGGAUUGGAGAGCAAGUCGUCAUGCAAGGUUCUCAAUAAGAUCAACUUACAUCUCCUCACUCAUGCCCGCCUCUUCAAUGCUCGGUGUGGGAUGUGGAAAGGUGAGAUCUGCCACAAAUGGACAUGCUUGAUUAUAAUCAUCACAAGAGCUCACUGUGACAACUUCAUUCUACUCCACAAUGUUCUCGUAGCCUUCUUCAUCCUCCUCUUCUUCUUGUAUGGUAGCAUAAAGGUGAUCUUGAACAAGCUGUGCACAAGCUUGAUCAAUGACCUCUAUGUUCUUCUUCAUGCUCUGGAGGGUCUCCUCUGUUUCAAGGAGAAGGGAGAAGUCAAUUUGGGCAAUGGCGUGGAUAUGAAGGUCCAUCUUGGAGCAUGAUUUUUCGGCGUCCCAAGAAAACUGCUCCAUGAAAAGCUCCAAUUGAGUCUUUGGCUCUGGCCGUAGAGUGUAGCAACGCUCUGCAGAAUGACCCGUGAUGGCCCCUCUGGUUGUGGGAGGAAUUCUUCUUGAUAGAGAGAUGGUUCUUGAGGUGCCCAAGGGUCUGGUUGUUUUCCGAAAAGGGUGGGUGGGGGGGAGGGGGUAUUGCAACCCGAAUCUAUAGUCUUCUCCUCCUUAAUUGCUCUAGGAAGUCUCGUGGUAAUACCACUCGGGUGGUGGUGGAUACCCCCAAUCGUUGGAGAAGCCAUGAGGAUCCAUGUUUCAGAUAUGCACAAAAAAAAAACACCCAAUUGAAAAGCAAGGGUGGAAAAGAAAAACAAAAGCUAAAUUAACAAAUUUCUGCCUUUCUUAAUAAUCUAGAAAGUCCCCAACAACGACACAAAAAACUUGACUCGCUAAAACACAACUCAUAACAAUGGUAAAGAGUAACCAAUGAAAGAGACGACAAUAUAAUGAUGCAGGUAAUAAAUAUCAAAUCCACGAGGUCUCUAGAUUUACUAUUACUCAGCUUCGACUUGUUAUCUAGCAAAUUAGAUCAGGUUUGAUUAACUAAACUACUCUGACAAGCUACUCUAGGUUAGACUACUAAUUAUAGGUUGGGAACUCACUUAGGUAUUAUUCCCCCUUAGCCACUAACCAGAUUAAUGAUUGAUGAUCUCUAACCUAUUUCGCUUUCAUUCACAAUGCGGAGAAUCCUUGACUAUACCUUGAAUCUCGACUAAAGAAGUCAAGGCCCUCUUGAGUCGAUUGCCUAGAGGGACGUAUCUUUCUCUAGAACAACCGAUCAAUGUGUUCCGAACUAGAUUCCCUCUAUCAAAUGAGGUUCUCAAUCGAUAUAAAGUAGUGAAUCGACCCUCAACUAAAGCAAUCGAUCCAAUGUGGAGUAGAACAAAGAUGGGGUGACCUCUCGGGAAGUCAUCAUGACGUCCCCAAAGCAAAACCGUGCAGGGGAUAGGCCUAAAGUGGACAAUAUAUUGGUCGGAAAAGGUCAAGAUAUUACAAGUGGUAUCAGAGCCUAUCCGCGUCUCUCUUGGGCGAUGGUGGGCAAGCCUCAAUGAUGACGUUGAGUCUCAAAUAGGAGUGUAUGUAACACUUUAAGCAAAUCUCAUAUCGACAAAGCACAUGAGAUAUCUAUGAUUGAUAAGAAACAUUCAACCAACUAACACGACGUGAUUUGGUGCGAAAUGUAUGAGUUUUUUUAUAGAACUUUUAAGUUAUACGUGCUCCGUGUAAGACAUUGCAAAGAUGAGGAACCUCUUGAAAAGUCAUCAGGACGUGUCCAAAAGCAAAAUCGUACGAGUAUGGGAUCAAUCAAUAUUUUGAUAUUACCAUUUUUUAGAUUUUAAAGUUUUGGAUUUUAUUUGGGAUCAAUAAUAUUUUAAUAUUACCAUAUUUUAGAUUUUAAACUUUUUGGAUUUUAUUUUUUCAUUUGGCUGUUUCUUUUUUCUCGGCUUAAUUGCAAGUUUGGUCACUGGAAUUGCUUAAAAAUUUCAUAUUUGCCACUAGAAUUACUUUAUUCUAUCCGUAGUCACUUAAAUUAGUUCAUCAGUUCAAGUUUGGUCACUCUCCGUUAACUUUGACUGAUGUGGCAGUCAACUCUGAGAGUUGACCGUUAAACGUAUGACGUGGCAAUUAAAAAAUAAUAAAAUGUAAUAUUUUUA
Linum trigynum is the source of this 6002-nucleotide messenger RNA. Lineage: Eukaryota; Viridiplantae; Streptophyta; Magnoliopsida; Malpighiales; Linaceae. The record is from the annotation of a GenBank genome assembly.